AUGACGUUUGACGUAGCCUCUCCUACCUUGACAUUGACUUUGUGCUCGACAGAUGACGCAUUCGUCGAUUGGUUGGUUCGGGAAAUCGUAGAAAAACACAAGUUUCUUUCUGUUUAGAAUUUGUUAUUUAUUAUCUGUGAUCGCUAUCGCAUCUGGAGUUUUUUCCCAAUCCCCACACUCCGAUAGCACAGAUUAAGAAGCAGCAAAACAGUGAAAAUGAGUUUCUUCGGGAAGCUGUUUACGGGGAAAAAGGGCGAACCAGCCCCGACAGCGAGCGAAGCGAUACAGAAGCUGCGGGACAUAGAAAAUAUGCUCACCAAAAAGCAGGAGUUCCUAGAGAAGAAAAUCGAGCUGGAGAUUGAUACGGCACGGAAGAAUGGUACCAAAAACAAACGAGCGGCCAUCCAGGCACUGAAAAGGAAGAAGCGAUACGAGAAACAGCUCCAGCAGAUUGAUGGCACACUUUCGACGAUCGAAAUGCAGCGGGAAGCGCUGGAAAAUGCGAACACAAACGCGGAAGUACUGAAAACGAUGAAGAAGGCAUCCGAUGCGCUUAAGGUUACCCACAAGGAUAUGAACAUUGAUGAUGUGCAUGAUCUGAUGGACGACAUUGCCGAACAGAACGAUAUUGCGAACGAAAUAUCGAAUGCCGUAUCCAGUGCCGUUGGCUUCGGUCAGGACAUCGAUGAGGACGAGCUGGAGAAGGAGCUGGAGGAGCUCGAGCAGGAAGAGCUCGACAAGGAGCUGCUCGGUGUUCAGCCAGAAACCGACGAGCUACCGGAAGUUCCCUCCACCGACUUGCCUGCCAAGGCCAAGGAGAAGGAGAAAAAGAAGGCUGCCGUCGCGGAGGAAGACGAUCCGGACAUGAAGGAGUUGAUGUCGUGGGCAAACUAACUUCUGACUGGAUCAGGACCUAUGGAUAACAAACCAGAACAUGGUGUGCACUGCAAACAACACGUAUUCGUAUUCGUUGCAGUCAUCUUAUGUUAGUGAUUAGGUUUUUUUUUGUGUCGUAUAAUCCACUUACAUUUAUUAUUUUGCGUUCGUUGUUACGGGAUGAAAUCCGGGUGCAUUAGUUCGUCCUCAAAGUGUAGGGUAAUGACGCGAUCGAAAGUAAAUACCACUUCCUAACGAGAAACAGUCACAAUGAGUUUAAAAUUUGUAUGAGUUUUUGCUUCGCGACUCGCGGUACACCACGCUUUAUGCUUUCGUUUCUCUACGGUUUUUUUUUUUAAUUUGUAUUGUAUACUGCAAUCAGUUCAGUGCAAAGUGAUGUACUCUUGUAGAGCGUGAAAGAGUACCAGAAUAGAAUGCUCGUAAAAGGAUAAGAUCGGAAUCGGAGCGCGCGUUUGCUAGACGAUGGAUGGAUAAUCUGUUCAAUAAAAACAAACUUCUGCAGGCAAACGUUAACUAACAGAGCGCCCGUGGCAUUAUGACCAGCAA
Molecule: messenger RNA, 1443 nt
Organism: Anopheles stephensi (Asian malaria mosquito)
Lineage: Eukaryota; Metazoa; Arthropoda; Insecta; Diptera; Culicidae
Gene: shrb
Product: charged multivesicular body protein 4b
Exons: 4
Coding region: 217-894 (225 amino acids)
Biological process (GO): vesicle budding from membrane; late endosome to vacuole transport via multivesicular body sorting pathway
Cellular component (GO): cytoplasmic side of plasma membrane; multivesicular body; ESCRT III complex
Source: RefSeq, a predicted model, not a curated record